Arabidopsis thaliana (thale cress) is the source of this 735-nucleotide messenger RNA. RefSeq lists its product as uncharacterized. The record is from RefSeq and is marked reviewed. The transcript has a single exon. Lineage: Eukaryota; Viridiplantae; Streptophyta; Magnoliopsida; Brassicales; Brassicaceae. The coding region runs from base 1 to 735 and encodes 244 amino acids.
AUGCUCAAUGUAAGCGUUGGAUACAAAGUUUACUUAACUACAUAUCUGACGCUAUCCUUUUCUUUAUUUUCAGUAUUGGGAUACACAUCUAGUCUUUCGAAUGUCGAUUCUAUCCCGAUGCUAAGCGGAUCAAACUUCUCGGAAUGGAAAGAACAUUUGUUACUUGUCCUCGCCCUUAUGGAUCUUGAUCUUUCCCUCAUGACAGAGCGUCCAAGCUCUCCUAAGGAACUCAAGCAUUGGGACCGCUCUAAUCGCGUGAGUAUAAUGAUAAUGAAAAUCCGGAUUCCACAAGGAUUUAGGGGCGUUGUUCCUGAUGAUGUUACAACUGCAAAAGACUUCCUUGCCAGUUUGGAGAAUUUCUUUGCGAAAAAUGAAGAGGCAGAGAGAAGUAGGGUGCAAGCAGAAAGUUCCUCGAUGAGUUACAUAGAAAAUGAGAAUGUAAGGGAGCUUAUUAUGAGGAUGAAAACCCUCGGUGCGAAGCGAAAGAGACUUGGGAUUAAUAAUAUUUUCUCCAAUGACAUGAUGUUAGCGCAUUGUGCAGUCAAAAUGCUGCCAUUGCAGUAUAUUAGCCUUAAAAACGUUUACAGUUGUCUCGAAGGGAAAUUUGUUAAUGAAAACGGUAGAUGGCACACUGGGGAGAUAUGGUCUACUAAAGAGCUCAUUAGUCGUUGUGACAUGGAAGAAGAGACUUUAAGGACGGAAAUUGCAGAUGAAGCAAGAAAAAGGGAACAAUGA